Messenger RNA from Pygocentrus nattereri (red-bellied piranha), 9403 nucleotides. RefSeq names its product teneurin-1. Gene Ontology annotation, biological process: signal transduction; neuron development; heterophilic cell-cell adhesion. The transcript is spliced from 32 exons. Bases 444 to 8597 code for a protein of 2717 amino acids. Gene Ontology annotation, molecular function: cell adhesion molecule binding; protein heterodimerization activity; protein homodimerization activity. Lineage: Eukaryota; Metazoa; Chordata; Actinopteri; Characiformes; Serrasalmidae. Gene Ontology annotation, cellular component: neuron projection; membrane. The record is from RefSeq and is a predicted model, not a curated record.
UAUAGCGAGUAUGAGAGCUGGUCUCCGCAACAGCAGGCUCUCUCCGAAGAUUUGCAGUUUAGCCGUGGCUCACGGGGGGAAGAGGGGAUAUCUCCUAAACGCGUUGCCCCCUCCUUCACUUCUUUCACCAAGUGCCACUCUGCUCAGUUUCCGUGCAGCGUGUCAUAAAAAGACAAACCCCGAAUCCACUAUCGCUGUCCGACGACGCUAGACGGGUAGAUAGACCUCUCUCGCGCCUCCGCUCUGACGGGAUAACUGAGAGGGGGAAAAAACUGAAAAAAUAAGGCUAAGAGGGAUUUUAUAUGGUGAUUAGAAGUGAACCGGUGUGGACCAAAUGGAAUGGGACUAACCUGGUAUGGCAACAAACCGAGAAAAGAUUGCGUGCACUGUAUCCAGCAUAGCCGAGCCAAUGUCUGAAUGAGCACUGUGGGGCUUUUCCAGCCAUGGAAGAGAUGGACUGUAAACCCUACCAGCCACUGUCCAAAGCACGGCGGGAGAUGGAAAUGUCGUAUACCAGCUCGUCGGAUGAAAGCGAGGAUGGCCGCUGCCAACCCAAGUCUUACACGUCCCGCGAAACCCUGCCCGACUAUGGCCAGGAUGUCCGCCUCAAUUACAACAGCCACAACAAGAUACAGACAACCUUCGGCAAGGAAGCGCAAGAGUUGGAGUUCAGCAAGCCUGUCCAGAUGGGUAGUGGAAGCUACCAGGAGGAACUUUGCAGUGGACCGCAGCAUGGCUACUCACUGGGGCCGGGCUCAGAUGUGGAUGAGGAGGGAGAGGUGGAUCCCUCUCCCAGCCAUGCACUCCACCUGUGGAUGCAGGAUGUGAAAUCAGAGCAAAGCUCCUGUCUGUCCAGCCGUGCCAACUCCGUGCUGUCUCUGACCGACACGGAACAAGAGAGGAAGUCUGAUGGCGAGAACGAGCUUCCGAGCAGUCCAGGUGGGCAGUUCACCUUCCGGCCUCUGCCCCCUCCACCUCCGCCCCCGCAUGCCUGCACCUGUGCCCGUCCGGCACCUUACGCCCACGUCACGCUGCAGAGGAACACCAUGCCCGUCCGCAGCCAGGCCAGCCAGGUGUCUGAAGCAAGCGCUGGGCAACCAGACAACGCCCAGCUCCACAACAACUGGGUCCUGAACAGUAACAUCCCUCUGGAGACCAGGCACUUUCUGUUCAAGCAUGGCUCGGGGUCCUCAGCCCUGUUGAGCGCAGCCAACCAGAACUACCCCCUCACCUCCAACACAGUUUACUCUCCGCCCCCGCGGCCUCUGCCCCGCAGCAACUUCUCCCGGCCCAUGUUCACUUUCAACAAGCCAUACAAGUGCUGCAACUGGAAGUGCACUGCCCUCAGUGCCACCGCCAUCACCGUUACGCUGGCCCUCCUGCUCACCUAUGUUAUUGCCGUGCACUUGUUUGGCCUGACGUGGCAUCUGAAGCCGGUAGAGACGCAGCUGUACGAGAACGGCGUCAGUAAGCAGGAUGGGGAGGCUAAGAUCAGCGCCAGCACCAUCACCCCACUGGACACGUACAGCAUGGACAAGAUCCAUCGAGGCCCCAAAGGAGAUAAGUUCCAGCGUGGGCGGGCCAUAGACCGCGGGGAGGUGGACAUCGGGACGCAAGUGGUGCAGGUCAUCCCACCUGGGCUGUUCUGGCGCUUCCACAUGGCCGUGCAUCACCCCACCUACAUCAAGUUCAACCUGUCGCUUUCGCGAGACGCUCUGCUUGGUGUAUAUGGCAGGAGGAACAUCCCGCCCACACACACGCAGUUUGACUUUGUGAAGCUUUUGGAUGGGAAGCAGUUGAUCAAACCAGAGGUGAAAGGUUCGGAGAACUCAGGCUCAUCGCCCAGGAACCUGCAACUUAACUCACUUCAGGAGACAGGCUUCAUUGAGUACAUGGACCCAGGCACCUGGUACUUGGCACUGUACAAUGAUGGCAAGAAGAUGGAGCAGGUCUUGCUCCUUAGCUCCACCAUCGAAUCCAUGGAUGGAUGCUCCUCAAACUGUAAUGGCAACGGUGAAUGUGUUGCGGGCCACUGUCACUGCUUUGCUGGCUUUCUUGGACCCAACUGCGAGAAAGACACCUGCCCAGUGCUGUGCAGUGGCAAUGGCGAGUAUGAAAAGGGCCGGUGUGUGUGCCAUGAAGGCUGGAAAGGGCCGGAGUGCAGCAUACAAGAGGAUCAGUGUGUGGACCCCACCUGCUCCAACCAUGGAGAGUGUGUCCAGGGCAUCUGUAUCUGUAUUCCCACCUACAAAGGCAACAACUGCGAGCAAGUGGACUGCCUGGACCCCCAGUGUGCAGGACAUGGUGUGUGUGUGAAAGGCGAGUGCCUGUGCUCACCAGGCUGGGGUGGCACAAGUUGUGAGAGCCCAUUGCCUGCAUGCCAGGACCAGUGCUCCGGCCACGGCACUUACAUGUCUGAGAGCGGAACCUGUGUCUGCGAACCCAACUGGACUGGUUCAGACUGCUACAUAGAGCUGUGUCCGGUGCCCUGUGGCAGUCACGGUGUGUGUUCAGAGGGCCGUUGCCAGUGUGAGGAAGGCUGGGAGGGCACAGCUUGUGACCAGCGAGCCUGCCACCCUCGCUGUGAGGAACAUGGCCAGUGUGUGGACGGAAAGUGCCAGUGUCAGCCUGGAUGGGAAGGCGAACACUGCACCAUUGCCCAUGAUCUGGAUGUGGUGGUGAAAGAUGGCUGCCCGGGGCUGUGUAAUGGAAAAGGCCGCUGUACACUGGAGCAGAGUGGCUGGCGCUGUGUGUGUCAGCCUGGCUGGAGUGGUGCUGGCUGCAACACUGUGACAGAGCGCGAGUGUGAUGACAACACUGACAAUGAUGGAGAUGGCCUGGUAGACUGUGUGGACCCGGACUGUUGUCAGCAGGGAAGCUGCAGUAAUAAGCCCCUUUGCCAGGGCGCUCCUGACCCUCUUGCCCUCCUCCAGCAAAGCCACAGCCAGCCGCCUUCCACGCCUCUUCCCACUUACACUUUCUUCCAGCGAGUCCGCUUUCUCCUGGGCAAAUCUGGCACACACACACUGCAUGGAGACGUUCCCUUUGAUGGCAGCCAAGCGGCUGUGGUGCGGGGGCAAGUGGUGGCAAUAGACGGUGCACCUCUAGUGGGGGUCAACAUCACCUUCCUUCAGCACCCAGAGUACGGCUUUACCAUCAGCCGACAGGAUGGCAGUUUUGACCUGGUGGUGGUGGGGGCUAUCUCAGUGACCCUGGUGUUCCAGAGACCACCUUUUCUAACCCAGAGACGCACCAUCUGGCUGCCCUGGAACAAUUUCCUGGUGUUGGACAAGGUUGUCAUGUCUCGAGUGGAGGGUACUCCCCAAACCUGUGAUAUGAAGAACUUUAUCAGCCCCUAUCCCAUCGUACUGCCCUCCCCCCUCACCAGAUACACAGGAGAGUGCACCCUACGUGGACCUGUCAUCCCAGAAUUACAGGCUGUGCAGGAGGAGAUUUUCAUUCCAGGCAGCUUUGUGAAACUCAGCUACCUCAGCACACGUGCAGCCGGAUACCAGUCACUGCUGCGCAUCAUCCUUACACACGCCUCCAUACCUCCAGGCCUCAGCAAGGUACAUGUGACUGCCGUCAUAGAGGGCAGGCAGUACCAGAAGUGGUACCCAGCUGCCCCGGGACUGGUCUAUGUCCUGGCAUGGAAUAAGACUGACAUCUACGGGCAGAAGGUUUGGGGUCUGACGGAGGCAGCUGUUUCUGUGGGAUACGAGUAUGAAUCCUGCCCAGACUUUGUUCUAUGGGAAAGAAGGAGCGCUCUAAUCCAGGGCUUUGAGAUGAUGGGCUCCAACUUGGGCGGAUGGACCUUGGACAAACACCAUGUUCUGAAUGUGCAAAGUGGUAUCUUGCACAAAGGAAAUGGAGAAAACAUCUUCAUCUCCCAGCAGCCUCCAGUCAUCAGUACGGUGAUGGGAAAUGGCUACUACCGAACUAUUCCCUGUGCGGGCUGCAGCGGCCCGGCCUUGGAGGGCAAGCUCUUCGCCCCUGUGGCCUUGGCCUGUGGUUCAGAUGGCAGCAUCUAUGUGGGUGACUUCAAUUUUGUGCGCAGGAUCCUUCCUAGUGGCUACACCUACAACAUCCUGGAGCUCAAGAACAGGGACACAAGACACAGCACAAGCCCAGCCCAUAAGUAUUACCUGGCCAUGGACCCAGUGAACGAGGCUCUGUACCUGUCGGACACGAGUAGCCGGAGGGUCUACAGGCUGAAGACCCUGAGCGAGCCCAAAGAUCCGGCUAAGAACAUGGAGGUGGUUGCAGGCACAGGGGAGCAGUGCCUGCCAUUUGACCAGAGCCACUGCGGAGAGGGUGGAAAAGCCACAGGAGCUUCACUCAACAACCCCAGAGGUAUUGCAGUGGACAAGAGGGGCUAUGUGUACUUUGUGGAUGGGACCACCAUUCAGAAGAUCAAUGAGAGAGGUGUACUGACCACCUUCAUUGGCUCCAAUGGUCUGAUGUCAACCCAGCCGCUCAGCUGUGACGCACGCAUGGAUGUCACACAGGUGCGUCUGGAAUGGCCGACAGACUUGGCUAUCAAUCCCAUGGACAACUCCCUCUAUAUCCUGGACAACAACAUUGUGCUGCAGGUGUCUGAAAGCCUCAAGGUGCGCAUUGUAGCUGGCCGUCCCAUCCACUGCCAAGUCCCGGGCCUCGACCAUUUCCUGGUCAGCAAAUCAGCAGUGCACUCCACACUGGAGGCAGCUAAGGCCAUAGCUGUGUCCCAUCAGGGUCUGCUGUACAUCGCAGAAACGGACGAGCGGAAGAUCAACCGCAUACAACAGGUCACCACCAAUGGAGAAAUCUCAGUAGUGGCUGGAGCCCCCACCGACUGUGACUGCAAGAUUGACCCCAACUGUGACUGCUUCUCUGGUGAUGGUGGCUACGCCCGUGAUGCUCGACUGGAAGCACCUUCCUCGCUGGCAGUGGCGCCCAAUGGCACACUCUACAUUGCAGACCUGGGCAAUAUUCGCAUCCGUGCCAUGAGUGUCAACCGGCCGCAGCCCAAUGUUGCAGGCCUCUAUGAGAUUGCCUCCAUAGUGGACCAGGAGCUCUACCUCUUCAGCCUGAAUGGCACACAUCUCCACACCAAGCACCUGAUCACAAGAGACUACCUGUACAAUUUCAGCUACUCAGCUGAUGGGCAGCUAAGCGCAGUAGUUGGGCGGGAUGGCAGCGCUGUCCAUGUGAGGCGGGAUGCCAAUGGCCUGCCGCUCUGGCUAGUGGCACCCAGGGGUCAGGUGCACUGGCUCACCGUUAGCAACAGUCGAGUCCUUAAGAGGGUCUCGGCCCAAGGCCAUGACAUUGCCCAGCUCACUUACCACGGCAGCACCGGUCUCCUAGCAACCAAGAGCGAUGAGAACGCCUGGACCACAGUGUAUGAGUACAACGGUGAAGGCCACAUCAUCAAUGUCACCUUCCCGACUGGAGAAGUCAGCAGUUUCCACGGCAACAUGGAGAAGUCGGUGCGGGUGGAAGUAGACAGCUCCAACUCAGAGAACUUUGUCACGGUCACCAACUUUUCCUCCUCCGACACAAUUUUCACUUUCCGCCAAGACCACGCUCAGAACACUUACCGUGUAAGCUCCGACGGCUCUUUUCACGUGACCUUUGCCAGCGGCAUGGACGUGGCCCUCAGCACGGAGCCACACCUGUCGGCCGGAGUGGUCAACCCGGCGGUCAGCAAGUGCAACAUCACACUGCCCAGUGAGCACAGCCCGAGUCUCAUUGAAUGGAGGCAGAGGCGAGAGCAGGCCAAGAGCAACCACACAGCCUAUGAGCGCAGGCUACGGGCCCAUAAUAGAAAUCUGCUGUCCAUAGACUUUGACCAGGCCACACGUGUGGGCAAGAUUUAUGAUGACCAUCGCAAAUUUACGCUCAGGAUUCUAUAUGAUCAACUGGGUCGGCCCAUUUUGUGGUCACCAAGUAGCAAAUACAAUGAGGUGAAUGUUACCUACUCGGCCGCAGGCCUUAUUACCAACAUCCAGCGUGGAAACUGGUCUGAAAGACUGGAAUACGACAACGGAAGGGUGGUGUCCAGAGCAUGGGUCAAUGGCAAGAUCUGGAGCUACUCAUUCGUGGAAAAGUCCAUUAUGCUACUGUUGCACAGCCAGCGCAGAUACAUUUUUGAGUAUGACCAGACAGACCGCCUGUUGGCCGUGACAAUGCCCAGCAUGGUGCGUCACAGCCUGCAGUCCAUGCUGUCAGUGGGCUACUACAGGAACAUCUACAGCCCUCCAGACAGCAAGGAUUCCAUCAUCCAGGACUUUGCUCGGGACGGACGUCUACUGCAGAUGCUUUACCUGGGCACAGGCCGGCGGGUGCUCUACAAGUACACCAAGCAAGCCCGUCUCUCUGAGAUCAUCUAUGACACCACUCUGGUCACCUUCACCUAUGACGACUCUUCAGGCAUGAUCAAAACCAUCCACCUUAUGCACGAAGGCUUUGUCUGCACCAUCCGAUACAGGCAAACAGGUCCUCUUGUUGGCCGUCAGAUUUUCCGAUUCAGUGAGGAGGGACUGGUGAAUGCUCGGUUCGACUACAGCUACAACAAUUUCCGUGUAACCAGCAUGCAGGCCAUGAUAAAUGAGACCCCCCUUCCCAUUGAUCUUUACCGUUAUGUGGAUGUAUCUGGACGCAUCGAGCAGUUUGGCAAGUUUAGCGUAAUCAACUAUGACCUCAACCAGGUCAUCACCACUCAUGCCAUGAAACACACCAAGAUAUUCAAUGCCUAUGGGCAGGUGAUUGAGGUACAGUAUGAGAUCCUUAAGUCAAUCGCCUAUUGGAUGACGGUGCAGUAUGACAACAUGGGUCGUACCAUCAUUUGCGACAUCCGUGUAGGAGUGGAGGGAAACAUCACGCGAUACUCAUACGAAUAUGAUGCUGACAGCCAGCUUCAAACUGUCCUGAUGAACGACCGCCCUCAGUGGCGCUACAGCUACGAUCUUAACGGCAACAUCAAUCUCCUCAGCCAUGGCACCAGUGCUAGGCUAACUCCGCUCCGCUAUGACCUCCGUGAUCGCAUUACCAGGCUGGGCGAAAUCCAGUACAAAAUGGACGAUGAUGGCUUCCUCCGUAUGAGGGGCAACGACAUGUUUGACUACAACUCAAAUGGACUUCUCACAAAGGUCUACAACAAAGUGACUGAGGAGAGUGUCCAUUACCUUUACGAUGGCCUGAGUAGGCGUGUGGCUAGUAGAUCGAGCAGCGGCCAGCAUCUGCAGUUCUUUUAUGCUGAUCUAGCCAAUCCAACCAGAGUCACACACAUGUACAAUCACAGCAGCUCUGAAAUCACCUCUCUCUACUAUGACCUGCAGGGCCACAUCAUUGCUAUGGAGCUAAGCAGUGGUGAGGAAUACUAUGUGGCUUGUGAUAACACCGGCACUCCACGGGCCAUUUUCAGCAGUCGAGGGAAAAUCGUCAAAGAGAUCCUGUAUACUCCUUAUGGGGACAUAUAUCAGGACUCCAACCCAUCCUUCCAGCUGAUCAUUGGUUUCCACGGUGGGCUAUAUGAUCCUUUGACAAAGCUGAUACAUUUUGGGCGGAGGGACUAUGACGUGGUGGCUGGCAGGUGGACCGCACCCGACUACAACUUGUGGAGCGAGCUCAGUGCCAAUCCGAAACCUUUUAAUCUUUACGCGUUCAAGAACAACUGCCCAGUGGGAAACAUUGAGGAGGUCACUCAGUUCACUACAGAUAUUGGCAGCUGGCUCCAGCUGUUUGGAUUCCAGCUCCAUAACAUUGUGCCAGGCUUUCCUAAGCCAGAUGUGGCUGGCAUGGAACAAACCUAUGAGAUGAUGAAGACUCAAACCAAAACCCAGGAUUGGGACUCCAGUAAAGUGGUCCUAGGUAUUCAGUGUGAGCUCCAGAGGCAGCUCCGAUCCUUCAUCUCCCUUGAGAGGCUUCCAAUGAUUCCACCCAUCAGCCACCUGCAGCAAUGUUUGGACCAGACGCCACGAUUCUCCACCCUUUCCUCCAUUUUCGGCAAGGGCAUCAAGUUCGCCAUCAAAAACGGAGUGGCCACAGCGGAUGUCAUAGGCGUAGCCAGCGAGGACAGCCGCCGCAUGGCCACCAUCCUGCAUGGUGCUGUGUACCUAGCAGGCCUCCACUUCACUGUGGACGGCCGAGACACGCACCACUUUGUCAAACUCGGACCGCUGGAGGAGGAUCUGGCCGUCAUGAGCAGCGGUGGUGGCGGACGAAUACUGGAGAAUGGCGUCAACGUGACGGUAUCACAAAUGACCUCGUCGGCCGGCGGCAGGACCAGGCGCCUGGCCGACAUCCAACUGCAGCAGGGGGCACUGUGCCUGAAUGUGCGCUAUGGCGCCUCAGCCGAAGAGGCCAGGGAGCACGUGCUGGAGCUGGCCAGGCAGCGGGCUGUGGAGCAGGCAUGGGCACGUGAGCAGGGCCGGCUGCUGGAAGGAGAGGAGGGCAGCCGACCUUGGACGGAGGCUGAGAGGCAACAGCUGCUCUCCGGCGGCAAGGUGGCCGGCUACGACGGCUAUUUUGUCCUGUCUGUGGAGCAGUACCUGGAGCUCGCGGACAGUGGCAACAACAUUCAUUUUAUGAGACAAAGCGAGAUAGGCCGGAGGUAACACUGGUUAAGCCCUUGCCUACUGGCCCCUUCACCAAAGACUGCCUGUUUCUAGAUUGAUUUCUACGAUUACAAAAAAAGAAAAAAAAAAACAAGAAAAAAAAAAGUGAUCAAGGGAGUAAGUCCCAUCUGCCUUUAAUUGUGACAAAAUGAUGGUAUUUUAUUAUCGUUCCAGGUGGAGUUUCUAAAGUGGCACAAGAUUUUUUUUUCUCUCUUCUUCUUUUCUUUCUUUUUUCUGUGGCUUAGCUUUUUCUAUGGAAUGGUCUUUUUUUCUCCUCAAAGAACACAGUAUUGUUUCUCAACUUCUCCUAAUUAUGAACCUGCAGAGAUGAAAUGAAACUAGUAUCAUAGAAUUGGUAUCGUAUUAUCCUUGUACCAACAUAAAAGAGGAGCUGUUUUUCUUAUUGGUUGUUCGCACUACAUAGUACACCUCAACGUAAUAUAGUUUACAUUUUGAGCAAGAGAGGCCUUGUCAAAUUAUCAUGAGAUGAAAGAAUGAGCUGUCAAGUUCUUGGAACAUGGAACUGAGAAAGCCCUACUGAACACUGAACUUAGGUUAUAUUACAAAAAAAAAAAAACUGCUGUCAUGAAUCUAAUAUUGUAUAUAUGCACUAAAAACAAUGUACAUAGCAAGUGCUUAAAAAAAAGAAGAAAGUGCUAAAGAUUUUAAAUAUGUUGUCAUCCUUAAUGAAGUGUUAAUAUUAAUGACUAGAUGCAGAUACAAUUUUUUCAAGAAACUAUACAUGCUAUGAAACUAUCUGCCCUGGAUCUCUGAGUAUAAGGAGCUCAUUAAAGGUAUUAUGUGUA